AUGGGGCCACACCUUCAGUCAGCCAGAACCCUGGAGCCGCAGCACAGUCGCGGAAGCGAGCUCGUGUCGCACCCCAGAGACCCAGUGCGUUUGAGUCAUUCCCCAAGCAAUCAUCAUUUAGGUCCCAGCAGGUGCGAGGCCUUGACAAAAGAAGAAGACGAAGCAGCGGAACGGUUCGGCUCGGCCCGCUGCAACCAUGGGGGAGGAAUCAAUGAUGUCCGAGGUGUCGGAGUCGGACCUGAAAGCGAAGGGGGAUCGAAGGCUCCCAUAAUUGCCGUGGUGGUGAUCCUGCUGCUCCUGGGGACCAUCCUUAUUUAUUUCGUGAUAUCCUCCGGCGGGACAAGCGACAAUGUGACGGGCGAAGGCGACGCUAGCUCAGGCGGCGGCAAAGGCGACGGCGACGGAGGCUUCAGUGAUGGUAGCUCUGGAAACACCGCUUAUCGACCGGGGCCGUCCAAGACCACGAAGGCACCCCCGACCACGCAGCCACCCCCGACCACGCAGCGACCCCCAGCAACCAAUGCGGUGAAACAUAUUAAACUGACCUGUACCUUCGGCAGAAGUGGAGUGCUGAAGACUCAGCUGCCCCCUGACAAAAUGUGCGACUACAUAUUCUACACGCACAUAUACUACGACAUAACGAAGAAGAUGCUCACACCUUUGUAUGGUGUUAUGGCCGCCGAAGUUUUUACCCUUGCCCUAAGCUCCUACAGAACUACGACAUUCGGCUUCUCGUUCGCCCUUAGCCUCAUGCCCACCUUUUCACCACAGGACAAGGAUACCAUCGAAAUGCUCUUAAAAGCCCAAUUUGGAUAUGGAUUCAAGCACUUCGGUGCACUGGACGUGGAUGUCCGCGACUACGCCGCCGCCAAGUCGGGCGGGCUGCAGUACCUCAAGCUCUUCGGGGAAGUGUUCCGAGGAAGAACGGGAGAGCAUCAUUGCGCCCUAGGAAUUUUUAACGCUAGUGAUGGAUCCUCCCUGGUGAAUGCAGCGAAGUCGGCUACUACCGAUUUCCCAGAAAUCACGAUGCUUAUCAUCCAAGUUCAUAGCGAGAGGUCACCCACCCAAGACCAGCUCCGCACAAUUGCGCCUAACCCGGACAGCGCAGUCGUCAGUAAGGACGGCAUGGUAACGCUGGCGGAUGUCGCGGGCCAUCUGAGUUCCCUGGAAUCCUUUACCAUGCGAGGUCAUUAUCUGAUGCUCUCAUUGGGUCUGUUCGCACGCGGUUAUUGGACCAAGGAUGGCGAGGUGGGCAUCGCUAUAAAAAGCGUCCCCUUGGACUACCCUUCGGUGUGCAGGUGCAAAGCUGGAGAGUGUCGACGACUCGCGACUGGCGACUUUGGCAAAGUGGAUGCGACAGUACUAAGUUUUAGCCAAAACACGCUGGUAUUUUUUGACGGCACCAAGCAGAUAAACAAAAAGGCUAAGUCAAGACUUGACAUACUGCCCAAGAACUACACCGGUAUUGCAGCGUUCAACGUUGAGAUGGAUGACUUCGAUGGCACAUGCUACGUCCGAAAGUUCCCACGACUCAGUGCUAUCAGAGGCCGAAUUGAGGAUGCCAAAAAAACGUAGUGAGGCCGUCCUGGAGGCCAUUCACGGCACUUUUUUUUUCAACUGCAAUGCAUGAGAGGAGCGCAAGCAAAAGAAUGUGUAGGGUGAAGUGUUCCGGCCUGUGGGCCUAAGGGUUGAGUAAUUUAGCAUCGAGGCAUUAGUGGCUGUAGUGUGGUGUAAAAAAAAAAUAAACUGCGCUGAAUAAGCCGAAGGACAAUUGCUUGUGUGAGGGACUGCGACCAAAAACCACACUAGCGUGCUUUGUUUUUUUUUUUUUGCUCUUUUUCUCUGUUUGCAUGCAAUAAGAGUGCUCUUAUUCCCUCUAGCCCCAUUCACAUCGACUUUAUCUGUAAUGGCCAAAGCCGUUGUCCUAUGCAUGUUGCUUCAAAUAGGCAUAUUUGAAUAAUAAACUGUCCCGCGGUGGUGGCCAUUCAAGCAUUAUUAGUCUUGUUUCAAGUUCCGGCCAUAUGCUGAUCGUUUUUUCAAAUUACUUUCACUUACGUAAGCGAAACGGUGUGUCGCAAAAUUUAAAAAAAAGAUGGAUCAGUGAACGGCAUUCUGUAUACUUGAGCACCUUGAUGUUCAAUGUGACAUAUUAAAUAUGGGAGUCCAUGUUAUACCCGGUCAGCCUCAGCAGGAACAGUGUUCCGUAUAUUGGCAUCUAUCAAAGUUUCAGCACAGCCAUGUCUGCUGGUAUACCCCCUAAUUUAAUGGGAAUCCCUUCUGGAGCGGCACUUUCUUCCGUGUGCUUGGCAGGGCAAAAUUAAGAAAUAAAAUCAGCCGUGCGGCCGUGGCAACAGUUUAUUGAUGCUCGAGCGGGAAACGCCAUCCCGGUUGUCGUCUGCUAUGCACUCGACGAGCACACGACUUUCUCUGUAGGCGCCAAUGGAACGCAACAUCGGUUGCAUGUUUAUUUGCAGAUUGUUUUCCUCUUUCAGUUUUUGUUUUCAACGCACCCUUCGGCUUUUACUUUUCUUGUACUAGCAACAUGUGUGCAAGGCUUCUGUGUUAAAAGUUAUCUUUUUCUGUUCAAGAUGCGCGAGCCGGGGCUCCUGUUCUCGAAACGCACGGCGCACCUUAACGUCUAUCAUUUACUCUGGCCGUGCUCGCAAGCUCACAUAAACUGCGAACAAGACAAGCGCAAGAUUGAGGAAGCAGUCCGGACCGAAGAACUAGCUCCCCAACUCUGGGCUGUCCAGCAGGUCCACGACGCCGCCAGGAAACUCAACCUGCCGAUUCCGUCGUGGGAGACGCCCACUCCAUGAGAGCCCAAAGCUCUCGUGGCCUGCAGGACCUGGAAUGAAGUUGAUUUCCUUCCUUCCUUCGUAAACGUCAAUUUUAUGUCGCGUGACGUUGCGCCAUUGCAGGGGUCUUGCGAAAUAAUUGGUGGUGCGACGAGCUGCGCGAAUUAUGGUAAUGAGCAGCCAUAUGCGAUUCCGGGCGAGAGGAAUGCGUAUCGCCACAAUUUCUCGUUCGUUUGGCGCCAUUAAAAAUAUUUUGUUCUUAA
This is a messenger RNA of Dermacentor albipictus, 3061 nucleotides long. RefSeq lists its product as uncharacterized. NCBI's taxonomy places the organism in Eukaryota, Metazoa, Arthropoda, Arachnida, Ixodida, Ixodidae. The record is from RefSeq and is a predicted model, not a curated record.